CCUGUUCUUCUCCCCUGCCCUCGGAUCCCUCGGGCCUCCCAGCUCUCCGUCGGCGGCGGCUCACGGCCCUCGAAGAGGCGAUGUUCGUGUUGUGAGAGGAGGAAGGGGGAAAGAUGGGCCACUGGGAGAACCUCCCUGGAAAGAGUGACCCAACGCCAGCCCUGCCUCUGCGCCGCCCGGGGAGGAAUUCUGCCACGGAAGGUUUCUGGCAUUGGUGAUGAGCAAUGGGGUAUGAUGUAGCACGCUUUCAGGGGGAUGUUGAUGAAGACCUCAUAUGCCCCAUCUGCAGCGGGGUCCUGGAGGAGCCGGUUCAGGCUCCUCACUGUGAGCACGCCUUCUGCAAUGCCUGCAUCACCCAGUGGUUCUCCCAGCAGCAGACCUGCCCCGUGGACCGCAGCGUGGUGACGGUCGCCCACCUCCGCCCCGUGCCGCGCAUUAUGCGCAAUAUGCUCUCCAAGCUGCAGAUCACCUGUGACAAUGCUGUGUUUGGCUGCACGGCUGUAGUGCGACUGGACAACCUGAUGUCUCACCUCAACGACUGCGAGCACAACCCCAAGCGCCCCGUGACCUGCGAGCAGGGAUGCGGCUUGGAAAUGCCCAAAGACGAGCUGCCAAACCACAACUGCAUCAAGCAUUUAAGAUCGGUGGUGCAGCAGCAGCAGACCAGAAUUGCUGAGCUGGAGAAGACCUCAGCAGAACACAAGCAUCAACUGGCAGAGCAGAAACGUGACAUUCAGCUGCUGAAGGCCUACAUGCGUGCGAUCCGCAGCGUCAACCCCAACCUGCAGAACCUGGAGGAGACCAUCGAGUACAACGAGAUCCUGGAGUGGGUGAACUCCCUGCAGCCCGCCCGUGUGACGCGAUGGGGCGGGAUGAUCUCCACUCCGGAUGCCGUGCUGCAGGCCGUCAUCAAACGCUCGCUGGUGGAGAGCGGCUGCCCCACGUCCAUCAUCAACGAGCUGAUUGAAAACGCCCACGAGCGGAACUGGCCGCAGGGCCUGGCAACGCUGGAGACUCGUCAGAUGAACCGGCGUUACUACGAGAACUACGUGGCCAAACGCAUCCCCGGCAAGCAGGCCGUGGUGGUGAUGGCCUGUGAGAACCAGCACAUGGGUGAGGACAUGGUGCUGGAGCCGGGGCUGGUGAUGAUCUUUGCACACGGAGUGGAGGAAAUAUAAAGGACGUUGGAAGAGCGAUGCUUUGUGCGAGGAGGGGGACGGGGCCGAGGCCCAGGGUGGCUGCUCCCCGUGGCCGGGCUCUGCUCAGAGCUCUGCUGGGUGCUGCUCCCUCACACCUCCUGCCUGAAACGAUUCCACGCCUCCCCCCGUAACCGCUGCAUCCACCCCAGCCCGCCCCUGUUUGCCCUCUGCAGUUCCGUUUUCCCACUCGGUGUCUUCAGGGGGGCAGAGGAGCUCCGGCUGCUCCCCAGGUACCGCUGGACUUCCAGCCCCACAGCUGCUCCCCCAGCUCACGCUGUGCCUGCGGCCCCCGGCUGCCCCCCUCCCUGUGCUCUGUGUUUUCUGCCCUGUGCUUGGCUGUGUCUGUCCCUGGGGGCCGGGCCCGGCCUCUCUUUCCCCACUGCCCCUAAAGGCAG
Meleagris gallopavo (turkey) is the source of this 1594-nucleotide messenger RNA. The record is from RefSeq and is a predicted model, not a curated record. Lineage: Eukaryota; Metazoa; Chordata; Aves; Galliformes; Phasianidae.